This is a messenger RNA of Alternaria ventricosa, 531 nucleotides long. RefSeq lists its product as uncharacterized. The record is from RefSeq and is a predicted model, not a curated record. The transcript has a single exon. The coding region runs from base 1 to 531 and encodes 176 amino acids. NCBI's taxonomy places the organism in Eukaryota, Fungi, Ascomycota, Dothideomycetes, Pleosporales, Pleosporaceae.
AUGAAGCUAACGAAAACAGAACUCACUGAUCCUGGGGUUAUGCCACCAGGUGAUGAUUCCCUGAGCUUGAUCGAGGAAUGUACCAAGGGGGGAAUACACGCUGUUGUAUAUCUGUCACGUCUUGGGCUAAUCAAUCUAGCAAAGGAUGCUAGGAAGUGCGGCAAGCCAGACUUCAAAUCAGUACCUGAAGUUCAACGCUUCUGGGAUUCAACGAAGCCUAUUGUCGAGUCUAUUGCGACGCAAUACAAGACAAGAAACGCUAUGCGCGAUGCUCUCCGAGAUCGGCGCAUCUGUCUGGAAGAAAUCUCAAGAGAUUGUGUAAAUAAGUUUGGCCAUCAGGUCUGGAACAAUGGCAUUGAAGAGCCUUUCGUCACGCGCGUCGAUACUCCGAAGAGACUCAGCGAGAAGUCCAAAUCCAAAGAGACCUUCAGAGUCCAGAAGUCUUCGAAAGUCAAGACUCGUACCAAGAUUGCAGAGAGCACGUAUCCAAGGCAUCUGAUCUACGGAGAUCGAAGUGACCAAGACAAGUAA